This is a messenger RNA of Candoia aspera, 2608 nucleotides long. RefSeq names its product complement factor I-like. The record is from RefSeq and is a predicted model, not a curated record. Gene Ontology annotation, cellular component: membrane. Gene Ontology annotation, molecular function: protein binding; serine-type endopeptidase activity. The transcript is spliced from 13 exons. NCBI's taxonomy places the organism in Eukaryota, Metazoa, Chordata, Lepidosauria, Squamata, Candoiidae. Bases 248 to 1981 code for a protein of 577 amino acids. Gene Ontology annotation, biological process: proteolysis.
GUGAGGGUUGAGUACAAAAUAGUACAUUCCUCCUAAGAAUUUUCUUUUGUUUAUUUUACUUUUCUUGCACUUAGGGUGAAAUCGAGCCAAAGAAUCUAGAAUUACCACAGUAUGGAGAACCUUACACUGAUUUCAGAACUAUAAUUUAAAUAUUUGUUUAUAGUUAAAAAUUAAACAUAAGCAGUUAUCUAAGUUGGAGAGGAUUUAAGAUAAAGAAGCUGUUCUGUAUGCACAGAUUUUCUUCAUCAUGAAACAAGUAUCAGUUCUUUUGUUUAUAUUAUACCUGUCACAUCAUGUUUUUUCAGGAACGCAAAACAGUUACUUGAUAAAUGAAUGUGUGAAGAACAAUUACACAGAUCAUUCUUGUGAGAAAGUUUUUUGUCAGCCUUGGCAGAAGUGUAUACAAGGAAACUGUUUCUGUAAACUACCUUACCAGUGCCCCAAAAAUGGCACUUCAGUUUGUUCCAUUACUGGGAAGAGCUUCCUAAAUUAUUGUCAGCUGAAAAGUUUUGAAUGUCAUCGUAAGUUCAGCAAAUUUUUGAGCAGGGGAAGGUGUAACCCUGAAGCUCAUUUUAACGUUCUGUUGGAUCCUAAAAAUGCAAGCUCAGAAGGAUUUAUUCAAGUUGAACUGAACAACUCAGUGAAAGCAUUUAUAUGUGGGAAUGGAUUAAGCAUGAAUGAAGCAAAUGUGAUCUGCAGGCAUCUUGGUUUUGCAGAAGGAGCUGAUGGCAAAGAUUCUGUUGUGUCAGAUGAUAACCUGAACCCACAGGAAUGCCUUAAAGCAACUUGCAGAGGGAUGGAGACGAAUCUAGCCGAAUGUGGUUUAGGAAGAGUGAAUUUGACCAAUGGGAAGUUGGCUAAGGUGAUAUGCCAUACAAAACACAGAGGCUGUAACUCCAGAGAAUUCCGCUGUGUCAAUGGAAAAUGUAUCCAUUCAGGAAAAACGUGUGAUGGAAUCAAUGACUGUGGUGACCUAAGUGAUGAAUUAUGUUGCAAAGCAUGCAGAAAGAAGAGUUUCCAUUGUAACUCAGAUGUGUGUAUUCCAAACAGCUAUGUCUGUAAUAACGAAUUGGAUUGCCUAACAGGAGAAGAUGAACACUACAAAUUGUGUGAUAAAACUGGUGAAACUAAGGAAGAAAAAGCAAAUCAAGUAGUAGAGUCCAUGGAUGAAGAAAGAAAAAAAAUGAAGACUUACUUCCCCGUACUAUCCUGUGGCAUUUCGAACUAUACAAUUACUCGUCGGAAGAGAAUCGUAGGUGGAUUUACUGCAGAACUGCAUGAAUUUCCUUGGCAAGUGGCCAUUAGAGGUGAAGGGGAAAGAGUGAACUGUGGUGGGGUGUACAUUGGAGGCUGUUGGAUUUUGACCGCUGCACACUGUGUUCGGAGAAGCCGUCUCCAUGUUUAUAAGAUAUGGACUGGAAUGUUACACUCAAUAACAUUCAAUCCUGGGAUGGAAACAUUUUCUUUAAAUCAAGUGAUAAUACAUGAGGACUAUAAUGCCAAAACAUACGAAAAUGAUAUUGCUUUGCUGGAGAUGAAAACUAAAAACAAGGGGACUCCAUGUUCUCCACCUAAUACUGUGCCAGUAUGCAUUCCCUGGUCACAAUAUAUGUUCAAAGGUGGUCAACAGUGUAAAGUAUCUGGCUGGGGACUUGAUGAAGAACAUACAAGGCAAUAUCCUCUUAAAUGGGGCUACAUUUAUCUAAUGGAUAACUGUUCAGAAAUCUACAAGAAUCGGUAUUUCAAAGGAAUGGAAUGUGCUGGUACCCAUGAUGGUUCUGUAGAUUCCUGUAAAGGUGAUUCAGGAGGACCUUUGGUUUGUUAUGACCCUAAUAAUGUGGGAUAUCUUUGGGGUAUUGUGAGCUGGGGUGAAAACUGUGGUGAAAAGGGGCAUCCUGGGGUUUAUACAAAAGUGGAACAUUAUUUUGAUUGGAUUAUUCGUCAUACUGGAUCAUCUAUCAUUUCCAAAUAUAAUUUGUGAUUUUUAGAAUGCAAAUAUUUCCCCUUUCUACCUGCGUUAAUGAAACAAAGAUCAUCUGGGAAACUGGUGAGUCCAUUCAGCGAAUACUAAGCAUUUAAAAUCCAACUGAUUUAACUGAGAGACAACUACAUUUCCUGUACAGUCUGAAGCUUCUUCUUUUUUUUUUUUUGGUGCCUUCAAGUCAGUCUUGAUUCCUAGCGAGUGCCUGGACAAGUCCCUGCAGUUUUCUUGGCAGGAUUUCAGAAGUGGUUUGCCAUUGCCUCCUUCCUAGGGCUGAAAGAGAGUGACUGGCCCAAGGUCACUCAGCUGGCUUCGUGCCCAAGGCAGGACUAGGUCUCCCAUUUUCUAGCCUGAUGCCUUAACCACUACAUCAGACUGGGAAUGGUGGAAUUUUUUGAAACUUCUUCCUAAGUAGAUGUGUAUAAGGGAAGAUUUUAAGCCUGUUAAAAUCUCUAGUACUUAAAAUGCUUACUUCAAUAUGGAUUACAUCCCAGAGGAAGAGCUCUAAUGACUUGUAAAAUGUUACAUUUAAUGGCUUUAAAAUUUGCUGACUAUUUAGAAACAACUGCUGUGUUUUAAUGUAUUCACCUUGUAUAUUCAAAUAAAAAUGAUGCAUGCCACAAGCAA